UGCAGGCUGGGUUAGAAUGAGCUAAACAGGAAGCUCUGCUAUUCCCCACUGUUGGUGAUCACUUUGAAACAAACUGAGCAACCCCUUCUUGCUCCAAUAGACGGAAGCAACCUCUGGCUGUAUAAUCUUCAAGUUCUUACCUCUCCCUUUCACCCAGCUCACAAGAUCAAAUUGCAUUUCUUUCAUGAUUUUCUAGUCCUCUAGCUCCCUGACCUGGUGAAGAAGAAAGAAAAAAAAAGUAGGGAAUAAAUCUUCACUUUUAUGCCUGGAGGGUUAAACUAACCUCAACUCCGUUUUAAAAAGAAACUUUCCAAGAACUUUCUACAGGAACUUUGCUGAAAUGAUCACCAAGAUGAAGAAAGGGGGCAUGCUUGUGGUUGCCAUCUUCUUACUGCUGAGCCAUGCUCCUUGGCCUUUGGAUGCUAACUCUGAAGAUGAGGAAGAACAAGGAGAUGUUUUAGAGAUGUAUUUACCACCACCAAAACUUCUACGUUCAAGUUGUGCCUACAAACCUGAUGAAGGACCAUGUAAAGCCAUGCUCAAGAGGUUUUUCUACAAUAUUUACACUCAACACUGUGAAGAAUUUGUAUAUGGAGGAUGUGAAGGCAAUGAAAACCGAUUUGAAAGUCUGGAAGAAUGCCAGAAACAGUGUUUAGCAGAAUACCCAUGGAAGGCUACAAAGACAAAAUUUCUACAAGAAAAGCCUGAAAUCUGCUUUUUGGAACAAGAUUCUGGAAUUUGUCGAGGAUUACUUCCCAGGUAUUUCUAUAAUAAUCAAUCAAAACAGUGUGAACCUUUCAAGUAUGGCGGGUGCCUAGGCAAUGCCAACAACUUUGAAUCUUUGGAAGAAUGCAAGGAUCUCUGUGAGGAUGGAUUGGAUACAGAGCAAGUAGAUCAUGGUGAAAAAGUAGCUGUUAAAGAAAACAAUAACUCCUCAACAACCAAGCCAACUGAAGUUAGAAAACUUUUUGUUAAAAUAAAGACAUCAAAUGAUGGUUGGAAGAACGCUGAUCACUUUUACCAAGUCUUUCUGAUGGCCUUCUGCAGUUGCAUACAAUUAUUCUUCUUAGGAAUCAUAUAAAAUCCUAGAGUUUGAAGGGACCUAAAUGGAUAGAAAUCCCCCUAUUCUAUCCAAUACAAGACCUUCUCUGGAAUGUCCUCUUGCUGCCUCUUCUUGAGCAUCUUCAUUGAAAGGAAAGUAACUACCUCAUGAGGAACCCAAUUCAAUUGCAGACAUUUCUACUCAACAGAACAAUUGGGUGGUAGUUUAUGGACACACAAAAGUCCAUGUUUUCAGUAUUUUCUUUGUCCUUAAUAGAGCAAAGUUAAUGUAUUUCUAGUAUUGUCUCAUUAAUAAAGUUUCAAUAUUUGCUAACAUAUGAAUAUAUUUCAUUCAUUUGUGUCCCAUAUUAGCCAAGCAUAUACCCUGAAUUAACAGUGAUUCUAUGAAACUAGAUAGUGCUGGGACUGGAUAUUUAUAAAGAUUAUUUGAAUUGCUGCAACAUAUCUGUGGUAGGAGAAGUAUUCGGAGUAAAGGACAUGCAAUCUGGUUUUGGCUCUGAUACUUAUUAGCCAUGUAACUAAAUAUAUGUGGCUUUACACUUUUAAAUUUUGGUUUAUCCAUCUUGACAAUGAGGGUAAUAAAACCUGCAUCAUCUGCCAUAAA
Molecule: messenger RNA, 1666 nt
Organism: Phascolarctos cinereus (koala)
Lineage: Eukaryota; Metazoa; Chordata; Mammalia; Diprotodontia; Phascolarctidae
Gene: TFPI
Product: tissue factor pathway inhibitor
Biological process (GO): negative regulation of peptidase activity
Cellular component (GO): extracellular region
Molecular function (GO): serine-type endopeptidase inhibitor activity
Source: RefSeq, a predicted model, not a curated record